AAAAAACAGUAGCAUAAAACCCCUUCUCGUUAACGGAGAUGCCAUUUCUUAGCUCGUCUGCUACUUCGGAAGCUUGCUCACAGAAGCUCGGCCAUGGCGAUAAGAGUAAACCCGUUAAGUUUGAUCCUCUGCAUCUCACUCUUCAUCGCAUCUUCACAUUCUCAGCAGCUUACCACCACUUUCUACCAGAAAUCAUGUCCCAGAUUUGAACAGAUAAUGCAGGACACCACCACCAACAAGCAGAUCGCCUCACCCACCACCGCCGGCGCAGCUCUACGCCUCUUCUUCCACGACUGCCUCGUCGAGGGCUGUGACGCCUCCGUUCUUAUCUCCUCCACUCCUUUCAAUAAGGCCGAGCGUGACGCCGACAUCAACCUUUCCCUUCCGGGAGACGGCUUCGACGUCGUCGUCCGUGCUAAAACCGCCCUCGAGCUCUCCUGCCCUGGAGUUGUCUCAUGUGCUGACAUCCUCGCUGUCGCCACGCGCAACCUCGUGACGAUGAUGGGUGGGCCAUUCUACAACGUGAAACUCGGCCGGAGAGACGGAGUGGUGUCCAGAGCCUCACGCGCCGAACUAAUCCUCCCGAAACCAACCAUGUCCAUGAAUCGAAUCAUCAAGAUCUUCACAUCCAGAGGGUUUUCAAUCCAGGAAAUGGUGGCAUUAACCGGCGCCCACACCAUCGGAUUCUCUCAUUGCAGUGAAUUCAGCUCAGACAUUUACAAUUACAGCAGAACAGCACAGUCCGAUCCGUCUUAUAAUCCAAGGUACGCCGCCGGGCUAAGAAAUGCAUGUGCCGAUUACAAGAAAAACCCAUCGUUAUCGGUGUUUAACGACAUAAUGACCCCACGAGACUUCGAUAACUCGUACUAUAAAAACUUGCCCAGGGGAUUGGGGGUUUUGAGAUCGGAUAGGGCACUCACAAUGGAUGCUCGAACAAGGCCGUUUGUAGAGUUGUAUGCAAGAGACCAGAAGAAGUUCUUUGAGGCAUUUGGUCGAGCAAUUGAGAAGCUCAGUUUGUAUGGUGUGAAAACUGGCCGGAGCGGACAGAUCCGCCGUAGGUGUGACUCCUUCAACUAAAUCAGAUUUCUGAGCCCAUAUAUUAAUUCUAUUAAGAGUUUUGUUUUCUAUUUUUGGAGAUUUGUAAACUAUUAAAACAAUUUUCUGUCAUAAUUCAUCAAGAUACCCUUUCUUCCUUCA
Molecule: messenger RNA, 1197 nt
Organism: Lactuca sativa (garden lettuce)
Lineage: Eukaryota; Viridiplantae; Streptophyta; Magnoliopsida; Asterales; Asteraceae
Product: peroxidase 63
Biological process (GO): hydrogen peroxide catabolic process; response to oxidative stress
Molecular function (GO): peroxidase activity; heme binding
Source: RefSeq, a predicted model, not a curated record